Molecule: messenger RNA, 3073 nt
Organism: Notodromas monacha
Lineage: Eukaryota; Metazoa; Arthropoda; Ostracoda; Podocopida; Cyprididae
Source: the annotation of a GenBank genome assembly
AUGUUGCUGGAAGCACCAAAUGCGCUUAGAGCAUGGCUAGCCCGAGUCCUUGCUCCGAAGACGGAUGCAGACCCGUCGUAUCUUUCCAAGUACGUUUUAGCCUUGCUGAAGAAGAACAAACCGGAGGAUGAGCUGCGUGGAGUUCUUUUGUCGAGCCUCGAUGUCUUUCUUCAAAAAGAAACGGAUUCUUUUGUUGAUGAAUUGCUGAAGACGUUGGCAGAAAAAAGCUACGUGAAUGAGCCGAUUGUGGAUGAAGUCACUGUUGCGCCGGACUCGACAACUGCGAACCCAGCUGGCGGAAGUGAUGGACGACAGAAGAACAAAUCCGGGGAUGAGAAGACUGAAGGCUUCGGCGGAAACAAGCUUCGUUCUCCGCUGCGGGAAAGCAACGCGCCUGCGCGGAGAUCUCGAUCACGGAGUCGCAGUCCUCGGGCUUUGCGGGAACGACGUCGUGAAUACCGAGGCCCGGGUGCGGGUGCCCCGUGGCGCCAAGAUGGGAACAACCAUCGCGGGGCCAGGUGGCGUGGGCCAAUGUCACGCCGAAUGCGACGGUCGAGGUCCCGGUCCCCGGCGAAUGGCGGCGGUGGCGGAGGUGGGGCUGUGAGGCGGAGGAGGACGUCGAGGUCGAGAAGUCGUUCCCGAUCUUGGUCUCCUGGACGAGGAGAGAGGAAUCGUGGAAGAUCAUUCUCUCCAACGAUGGAAGACGAACACCCGGUCAGCAAGGAUGACUUCCGGCGACUAUGUCAGGAUUUUUUCCGUGGGCAACGUUGUGAAGAUUUCAACAGCAAAGGACUGUGUUUGCGUGGGGAUCAAUGCCCGUACGACCAUGGAUCGGAUCCCGUUCGUGUAGAUGGAGGGGUUUUGCCGCAGGUUUUGGGCCUGGGGCCAGUCGGGCCACAGUUGCCAGUUGUGCCCCCGUUCCCGCCACCCAUGUUUCCCGUUGGGCAAGCGGACAUGGGAUUCCACGUGCCUCCGCCGCCACUUCCCCCGGGGUUUGCGCCGCGGGGAAUGCCGCCGCCGAUGGGUAUGGGGAGACCUCCUUUCUUCAGUGGACCGAUGAUGGGACAUAUGCCCUUCAAUCCACGGAUGGGGCGUGGAGGAAUGAGGCCUCCGGGACCGAAGAGAGAUCCGAAAAAUUGUUCUUUGGAAAUUCGGAAGAUCCCAGCGAAAGAGAACGAUAUCGUCACACUGUCCUCGCAUUUUGCUAAGUUUGGGAAAAUCGUCAAUAUUCAAGUCAAUUACAACGAUCUUCAUGAUGCGGCUUUGAUAACUUUCGCUCUGCCCUCCGAGGCCCACGCUGCUUUCAAGAGCCCAGAACCCGUGCUGAACAAUAGGUUCAUCCGCGUUUUUUGGCACGAUGGGAGUGCAAAUGAUCCGGAACUUUCGAAAGCUGCGAAAGAAGAGGAGGAGGUGCAAAAAGCUGCUGAAGCGAAGGAGCAGAAGGCGAAGGCAAUUGCUGCGAUUCACAAACAACAAGAGCUGAUUUUGACGCGACAGACAGCGAAGAAACUUGAAGAAGAUACAAAGAAGGAAGCCAUGAAGUUGACGACGACCCUGGUGAAGCAGCGAGCGUUGCUGCUGGAGAAGCAACUGGAGCAGCAGCGCAAACUCAUUGCGAAACUCGAGCUGGGCAAGAGCACGCUGUCGCCAGAGGAGAAGGACAAGCUUCGGUCGACGAUCAAGUCCCUGCAGACGAGCAUUGAGGCUACGAAAUUGGACAUGGGAGCUGCUGGGGCCAAAUCCGCUCUGCCUGCGAGGCCCAAGACGAAGCAGGAAGUGGAGAAGGAGUUGCUGGACAUGGAGCUGGAGUUGUACUCUAAGCAGGAAGUUGGGGCGGACGCGACGGAGCUGCAAAAGAAGGUGGUGGAGUUGAAGCAGCUGGCUGCUGUGAUGAGUGUUCCGACGCCGGUCAUGCCAGGCGCCAAAGUGAUGCGUCCGAGUUUUCGGGGCAGGGGCAUAACCAGGGCUCAUCCCUACGCGUUUCGCGGCGCCCGGUUCUCUUCCAGAGGACGAGGCUUCGCUACCGCGCAGCAGUUCAAUUCGACCACGACUUCUCUGGACAAAAGGCCGAAACGAUUUUUGGUCACUGGUUUCCUGGAGAACGAAAAAGAAAACGUCAUUCGGCACUUUUCUAAAUUCACUGGAAUGACGAACCACGUGAGUGAUGAUGCAAUUCCGAGCCUGACUUUCGAGUUCAAGAGUCGUUUGGAGGCGGAAAUCGCCUUGUCGAAAGGCAGGUCGUUUGAAGAAAAGAUGCUGAGUGUGAACUGGUGUGUUGAUUCGUCGACGAAAUCGGGCCAAACGACGGAUUCUUCGGUGGUGUCGGGAGAAGAGGCCUGUGUGGGAAGUGCAACGAAUGAAGACGUCAAGCCGAAAAUCGAGGACCAUUCUGAGGAAGAAGAUGACAAUGUUUCCAUCACCACCGGUCGGAAGAGGAGCCUGAUGUCGUCGUUGGACGAGAGUUCCCUCCUCGGAGAAGAUGAAACCGCGGAUUUGACGCAUGAAGAAUCUGUGGAUGAUGAAAUACUUCUUCUCGGAGACGACGAUGAUGAAGAAGAGGAAGAAGACGACAAAGAACGAAGAAGCUGGAGGCGUUAAGGCACAUCUUGUCAAUUUGCAACAUUUUGUAUGCUGCUGGCGUGUGUUAAUUUUUUUGUUUGUUUUUGUCCUGGAUUUCCCGCGCGUGUUUCAUUUCUAAAUUUCUCGUCGUUGAAAGAAGAUGCCGUUAUUCAUGGUUUACAAAAAUUAGGGCCGCCUGGAAAAUUGAAGAUGAUCGCGGCGAUUAUUAAAUUUUUUUUGAAAACUUCUCGGGCUGCAUGACUUGGUGUAGUUUCUUCUUUUUUCUUUUCGCGUUAUGAAUUUUUCGAAGCUGUUCAAAAACACGCGUUGUGUUUCCCUUUCGUUUAUACGGCGAACAUUGUUCCACCUUUGGAAAGGAUUCAUUUCUUUUUCCGAGCAACAUUGUUUACCUUCAAGUCGGUAAUUUGCUGGGUUUUACGGCGAGAAAACAAACCAGAGCAUCGUCGCGAAAGGAAAUGAGCAAUGCACCAAACUGGUUUUGAGAAUGAAACAA